AUGGCAGAAGAAUGUACAUGUCCAGCUUGUGGGCUAAAAGUAAGACUUGUGUACAGCUUUACUGGAUUUAUCAUCGGACUUUCGGUUUUCAUUGUUUUUGGAAUAAAAUACGGAAAUUGGAAUGCUGCUUUGUGGGGACUAAUUUCAGGUUUGGCUGCAUUAGGAACAUUUUUUCUCCAUUUAUGGUAUAUGAAAAAGAAAAGUCAGGAUCGUCUGCCAAAUCUCAAGUUAUUGAUGUUGACUGGUUGCUUUAUACAGUUAGCUGGAGUAGUAGGAUUUGCUGUUUAUUUAGCACUUGCUGUUACACAGAAUCAAGAUCUAGUUAUUCAGGGACAAGGAUAUUACUUAACAACAGUGUGGUGUUUCAUGACUUGGAAAUGGGGAUUUUCCUUUUUUUUCUUUUCAAGGAUGUAUCGAAGACAGACAUUAAAUUCUUAUGAAGAAAUUAAUGAAGUUUAAAAUCUUAUGCACAAAUUGUACUAUUAUAUAUCAUUUGUUAAAGGUAUAUUUUGUUGUUAUGUUAACCGGGACAUUAUUUAUUGACAGUAUAAAAGUCCCAUGUUGUAAGAGCUACAGUAAGUUGUUAGAGCCUUCUUGACUUAAUUUUAUAUUUAUUGUUGUUUGUACAUAUGUGCCAAUUCUAAAUAUAUUUUUUGUUUUUUCUUA
This is a messenger RNA of Mytilus trossulus (common blue mussel), 666 nucleotides long. RefSeq names its product heme transporter hrg1-B-like. The record is from RefSeq and is a predicted model, not a curated record. Gene Ontology annotation, biological process: heme transport. The coding region runs from base 1 to 459 and encodes 152 amino acids. Gene Ontology annotation, molecular function: heme transmembrane transporter activity; heme binding. The transcript has 3 exons. Gene Ontology annotation, cellular component: lysosomal membrane; plasma membrane. NCBI's taxonomy places the organism in Eukaryota, Metazoa, Mollusca, Bivalvia, Mytilida, Mytilidae.